UAUACUGCAACACUACUCUACGCUUGCUUUUACACUGCGGGCGAUAAUUUAAUUUGAAGUUUGUUGUAUGUAAAUAUGGGAGAUUUGCUGUUAAUUUUGCAGACAAUUAAUCAUCGAAUGUGAAUUAUGUUAUUGUGUCAAUAGCUAUUUAAAGUGCAGCUUUGUUUUAUAUAGAAUGAAAAUUUCAACGAAGUGAUGGCAAUGGGAUAAAAUAAACUUUAAUAUCCAUACGUAUAUGUACAUAUGUUCUUGUCAUCAAAACCAAGUGAAGUUCCUAUUUAAAUGCCCGGUUAAUGAUAUAUUUCCCAUAAUUCAGACUGAAUAAAAUGCAAUUCAACGUAACUUGAAGAAGUUUAAAUUUGCGAUGCAGAAAAUAUAUUGGAUAUUCAUACUUACAUACGCAUGUGAAUAAGGAAGAUAAGCCAAUAUAAAGGCAUCGGAUUUCAAUAUUUGCUUCAGUAGUAUCUCAUUCUCCCAAAUAUAAUUGUGAUCGAUUGGAUAAACCGAAAAAUGGCACGUGGGAAGAAUGGCAGCUGCUUUUAGCGCUAACUAAUGCUAAUGUGGUACAAAAGUGUAGUCAACGUCGUGUAAAUCUACUAAAGUAUAUGUUACAAGUAAUAAAAAGGUAUUAAACUACUAUUCUAACAACGAAAUCUUACAAAAUAAGGGAGCCACUCAAUCAAUACAUAGUGACCUAAGCAGCUUGAGCUGGGUAAUUUCAUGAUUAAGUUUCUACUCAGAAGACUUACUUAGCUUAUGCGCAGCAUUGAAAAGCGACUAAAAUGCACAAUGUAAGGAGUUGAUUUCUCCAACAAGUAAAUUUUAUCAAGCCUAAUGUGAACAAACUAGAUUACCAGUUUUCCUAAUUACGAACAAAUAUUUAUUACUAAGCAUAGUCCGAUUAACGCUUGAAUUUUCACAUGUAUACUACUUAAUGGUUAAGGAAGGAAAGUAUUUUGAUCUUGUUCCACUCGUCCAUCCACGGCUCAGCAGAAGAAUCGCAACGAAAAUGUUUAAGAUUCGUGAACGCAACUGUUUACUGGCGGUUAUCUUAUUGGUGAUAACUCCCUGUCUUAUCAUCCUUUUCAUUAUGGGUCCAGAAUUAUCCACCGAACAGUCACUGUCACAACAAUUGGCAGAGUGUCGCUUUCGUCUGCAGUACCUGGAGUCGAUGUAUCGGUCCAGGCAAGAGGAUGUGGCAAUACUUUCACAGUAUUUGCAUCUCAGUAAUGCAACAACAAUAUCCAUGGCAACGGUUGCACCUUUACCUCCUGGCAAUGAAGCCAACGCGAGCACAUCCGCAAUGCCAGCAGUAGGCUUGCCUACACUUCUGAAGUCGCUGAGCCCCGAAGCGCGGCAAUUGAUAAAAAAUGCUACACAUUCACAUACAACUCAACGAUUUAGUUCAUCGACUGCCAUUCGUCUCCCGACGGCCUAUAACUUUCUGCCACAUCUACUCGAUGAUUCUACAUCACUGCAUCCGGCUUACAUUCGUUCAAAGAGUCGUACAGAUGUGAGCAUUGUGUUAGGCAUACCGACGGUGAAACGUGAGAAGCAGUCGUAUUUGGUCAGCACGUUGCAGAAUCUUAUUGAAAACAUGAAUGAAGAAGAGCAAAAUGAAACGUUAAUAAUAGUUUACAUUGGCGAGUCAGAAGAAGAAUUGGUGCAUGCAAUCGCCAAACAAGUCGAAUUGAAUUUCGAACCAUAUGUCGACUGUGGUCUAAUUGAUAUUAUAUCACCAUCGGCAUCUUACUACCCGAAUUUCGAAACGUUGCGUAUAACCUUGCAGGACUCGUUGGAACGUGUCAAAUGGCGAAGUAAGCAAAAUUUGGACUUUGCAUAUUUGAUGUCUUACGCGCAGUCGAAAGCCCGCACGAACGAUUCGUCUGCAGACGAUGCCGCCUCUGAUUGCAAUUUUAUUAAUCUAUUGUUCGUAUUCGUCUUGCUUUACAUCGAUUACGUUGCAAUCGUCUCGGUUACAUUUAAAUCAGCUAAAAUAAUGUCGCUGAACUAA
This is a messenger RNA of Rhagoletis zephyria (snowberry fruit fly), 2014 nucleotides long. RefSeq names its product alpha-1,3-mannosyl-glycoprotein 4-beta-N-acetylglucosaminyltransferase A-like. Gene Ontology annotation, cellular component: Golgi stack; endoplasmic reticulum; endoplasmic reticulum-Golgi intermediate compartment. The record is from RefSeq and is a predicted model, not a curated record. Gene Ontology annotation, biological process: protein N-linked glycosylation. Gene Ontology annotation, molecular function: acetylglucosaminyltransferase activity. NCBI's taxonomy places the organism in Eukaryota, Metazoa, Arthropoda, Insecta, Diptera, Tephritidae.